Messenger RNA from Pteropus alecto (black flying fox), 1068 nucleotides. RefSeq names its product gastrulation brain homeobox 1 (gene GBX1). The annotation marks the transcript as partial. Lineage: Eukaryota; Metazoa; Chordata; Mammalia; Chiroptera; Pteropodidae. Gene Ontology annotation, molecular function: DNA-binding transcription factor activity, RNA polymerase II-specific; RNA polymerase II transcription regulatory region sequence-specific DNA binding. Gene Ontology annotation, biological process: regulation of transcription by RNA polymerase II; regulation of nervous system development. Gene Ontology annotation, cellular component: nucleus. The record is from RefSeq and is a predicted model, not a curated record. The transcript is spliced from 3 exons.
UACACCGGCUACCCGAUGUUCAUGCCCUACCGGCCGCUCGUGCUGCCGCAGGCGCUGGCCCCUGCGCCGCUGCCCGCGGGCCUCCCACCCCUCGCCCCGCUGGCCUCCUUUGCCGGCCGCCUUACCAACACCUUCUGCGCGGGGCUGGGCCAGGCCGUGCCCUCGAUGGUGGCGCUGACCACCGCACUGCCCAGCUUCGCGGAGCCUCCCGACGCCUUCUACGGGCCCCCGGAGCUUGCUGCUUCCGCCGCCGCCACUGCCGCCCGAAACAACCCGGAGCCGGGCGGCCGACGCCCGGAGGGCGGGCUGGAAGCCGACGAGCUGCUGCCCGCCCGGGAGAAAGUGGCGGAGCCCCCACCGCCGCCGCCUGCGCACUUCUCAGAGACUUUCCCAAGUCUGCCGGCAGAGGGGAAGGUGUACAGCUCAGAUGAGGAGAAGCUGGAGGCAGCCGCAAGAGACCCUGCAGGCAGCGAACAGGAGGAGGAGGGCUCGGGCGGUGACAGCGAGGACGAUGGUUUCCUGGACAGUUCUGGAGGGGGCCCGGGGGUUCUCCUGGGACCCAAACCGAAGCUAAAGGGAAGCCUGGGGACUGGAGCUGAGGAGGCGGCCCCACUGGCAGCGGGAGUCACAGCUCCUGGGGGCAAAAGCAGACGGCGCCGCACAGCGUUUACCAGCGAGCAGCUUCUGGAAUUGGAGAAAGAGUUUCACUGCAAGAAAUACCUGAGCUUGACAGAGCGCUCGCAGAUCGCUCACGCCCUCAAGCUCAGCGAGGUGCAGGUCAAGAUCUGGUUUCAGAAUCGAAGGGCCAAGUGGAAGCGCAUCAAAGCUGGCAACGUGAGCAGCCGAUCUGGAGAGCCCGUAAGGAACCCCAAGAUUGUCGUGCCCAUACCUGUGCACGUCAACAGGUUUGCUGUUCGGAGCCAGCACCAGCAAAUGGAACAGGGGGCCCGGCCCUGAAGGGCUCCCGAGGACUCGGGGAGACAAAGCAUCCGCUCCUGAGCCUGCUGAGACGGGGCUCAGGUUCCGUGGACCAGAGGGGCAACCACUGUGAUCCUGCCCUGGGGUGCG